GUCGGUGUUCUCUUGUCUAACAAACCACCAAAAUGCUGACCACCAUCUGGACAGUGACGAGCAUCCUGCUUAUCAGAGCAGCACAGUGUGCUACAAUCGUCCCACUGACAGCUCCAUCCUAUGCAAGUCAGCCUCUGCUAGACUCAUUUGUCUCAUUCUCGAUCGAAUUUUCCUCAUUCCCUGAUUUUGCUGGCAACUCGACGCACCCAAACACCUUCUCCUACAAUCUGCUCCAGAAUCUAUGGGAUCUCCAGGGUACACCUCCCAUCAUCCGAGUUGGUGGCAACACACAGGACUAUUAUACAUUCGAUGCCACUCAGCAAGAAGCUCUGGUCGGAAGUGUUGAUCCCUCACGCUCUCCAGAUUACCCAACAACCAUUUCCAUUGGUCCAUCAUACUUUGAUUCAUACACGACAUGGCCAGGCUUCAGCUAUGUUCAUGGCUUGAAUCUGGGUAAGAAUGGUACGGUAGGCUACGAUACACUCGUUGCCACAGUUCCACUUGUCUGUCAACACCUCGCAGCCACCAACAGACUCGCCUACUGGCAACUCGGUAAUGAGCCCGACUUAUUCGAGACAAGUACCCAAGGCCCCGUGCGACCAUCAUGGUGGGCCGAGCCACAGUACGUCGAAGAAUACCUCAACAAAACACGCAUCAUCCGCGGACUGGUCCAGGAACACUGUCCUGAGGUGAUUGAGCAGGACAGACUCAAAUACCAAGCUCCUUCAUUCGCUGGUACAGCCAACAACUUGGAUCUCGUCACCACCUGGAACGAGGGAAUCGACGCUGAUAGCGAGAUUGCCUUGAUUGAUAGCCACAACUAUAUCAAUGGCGCCACUGCCCCUGGCGUCACCUUACAAGGCACAUUGAUGAACCAUACCUCCACCGUCAUCUCUGUCGACAAACAUAUCGAUGAGAUCCGACAACCCGCCAUUGCCGACUCCGGCCUACCCUACAUCCUCGGCGAGACCAACAGCUUGUACAACCAAGGCGCACCAGGACUGUCGGAUUCAUUCGGCGCUGCGCUAUGGGGAGUUGAUUUCAACCUAUAUUGCGCCGCCUCGGGCAUUCGUCGCGUCCACAUGCACCAAGGCACCAACUAUCGAUAUGCCAGCUGGCAGCCCAUCGACACAAACCUCGCCACCACGGCCACCAAAGCUCCUUACUAUGGCAAUAUCGCGGUAGCGACAUUCCUCGGCAACACCAGCGCCAGCGACAACGUAAGAAUAUCAGAACUAGAUCUCGACUCCGAACCCUACCACAGCGCCUAUGCCGCCUACAUCAACGAUCGACUCGAACGGAUCGCCCUGGUUCAAAUGCAAGCAUACAACUCGACCGAUGGCGGUCAAGGUGGAGAUCGGCCCAGUGAGACCUUUACAUUACAGCUAGACGGCGAUUUCUCGACCGUUCAAGAAAUCGAGAUCCUUCGACUCACGGCCAGUGGUAGUAAUGCCGUCACAGAUGUUUCUUUUGACGGAUAUUCAUACAGUCAUGAUCUAGAUGAUGGUCGUCCUUCUCUGUUGCCAGAUGUUCCGCGCGGAGAGGUCGUGCAGGUCACGAGUGGUGGUGAGGUAGUGGUGGAUUUGCCUUGGUCGAGUGCUGCGGUGUUGAUUUUAAAGAGGUCGUCGUGAUGAUGAGAGGAUUUGGUUCAUGAUCAUGAUCAUGAUCAUGAUUGUCGUUGACGUUCUCUUUUUUACCUGGCUUAUGAUAGACGUACUAUAAAUAAUAAUCUCAUGUCUCUAGAUACA
This is a messenger RNA of Exophiala mesophila, 1748 nucleotides long. RefSeq lists its product as uncharacterized. The record is from RefSeq and is a predicted model, not a curated record. Bases 33 to 1631 code for a protein of 532 amino acids. The transcript has 3 exons. Lineage: Eukaryota; Fungi; Ascomycota; Eurotiomycetes; Chaetothyriales; Herpotrichiellaceae.